Messenger RNA from Botrytis fragariae, 1437 nucleotides. Its product is annotated as putative c6 zinc finger domain-containing protein. The coding region runs from base 1 to 1437 and encodes 478 amino acids. NCBI's taxonomy places the organism in Eukaryota, Fungi, Ascomycota, Leotiomycetes, Helotiales, Sclerotiniaceae. The transcript has a single exon. Gene Ontology annotation, cellular component: nucleus. The record is from RefSeq and is a predicted model, not a curated record. Gene Ontology annotation, biological process: regulation of DNA-templated transcription. Gene Ontology annotation, molecular function: zinc ion binding; DNA-binding transcription factor activity, RNA polymerase II-specific; transcription cis-regulatory region binding.
AUGGGCGGUGCAGCGGUUCAUCCAUCACAAAGACGAUUCUCGUGUGAGUGCUGUAGGAAAAUUAAGGCAAGAUGUCAACGUUUAUAUGCGAACAAUUCCAAAUGUGUGCGGUGCACGCUUCUCGACCUAGAUUGCAUUGUUGGACAACAAAAGAGAGUUGGAAGACCGCGACGAGCUGCAACUGCAGAUGCUGAGGCAGAUAAACACCGCAAGAAUCUAGGCUCAACUCUCAGUAAUCAGCAAGUUACACCAGCCAAGGUACACAACCAUGUCGCAAAUCCCACCACAUCUCAUGAAAAUCCUUCGAAUAAGGAAGGAAACCACCAGAAUUGGGGCAUAAACUUUCUCAUGGACACUCCAAUGGCUGCACUCGUUCCAACAAAUAAUGAAACAUAUUCCGGAGCACAAGUAUGGCCAGCUGUUGAUAUGAACUCUUUUGAUCAAAACUUCCUCGCGUGGGAUACUCCCAAUGACCUUGAUCGCAAUUUCUUCUUAUCCAACAACGAGUCGACCUUCAGCAGCGCAUCAUCAUCUGCUUCCCCGCUCAACACACCCCCCUCGACAGUCUCAUCGCCUGCUGGUAGCAAUCAUGGCGCCGAAGAAAAUAUCUCGGAGACGCUGCGCUCACCUCUAAUACGAUCUAUCACAACUUCAGAUGCCAUGGCUGAGCUUUCCAAAAUCAAUCUUGACUUGCACACCCGUAUGGUUGCUGUAGAUGCGAAUAGAGCAGCAUUAGAUUUCAACGGCAUCGUCUAUGAAAAAGGCCCACUGUUUAUUGAAAACCUUACGCUGGCUCAAUUCUUGUUAAAGGCAUCCCAAGACUUAAAACUUAUAUUGAGACGGAUUGUCAGCAGCCGGACGGCUCGCGGUAUGUCGUAUUCCACGCAAACAACAGAGACAAAUUUACUGGAAUCAUUAACAAUAUCAUCGCAAGCACACUUAGGGAAACCCCGUGAUCCAACAUCGUUUUCCUCAUCAAGUUCCUCCCCCGCUCCAGAAAUAUUGUUUGCACCUCUUGCUCUAACCAUCACAAGUAUUUUCACCCAACUCAUUACACUCUGCGAGCUGAACAUUGAGCUUAUGAAUACCCGCAUUGCGCAAAUUGCCACAAACCCCGUCGUAGACCUCCCAGGCCUCUCUUUAGGCAGCUUGCCUGUGUCAGAACCAUGCAUACAGGGAAUUGUCUUCUGUGAGAUCAUUGCACACAUAAUGGAGGGCAUCGAGCAAGCUCUAGGCCUCAAUUCAGUCUCUGGGGUGAGCGGAACUGGAUUGUUUUCUGCGAGACAAAAGGAUGUGCUUUGGAGCGAGUUGGACGGAAAACCUGGAAUUAUUCCAGGCCACGGUGUCAUGAGGCCUAUCAAUGUACGGAAAGCGUUUGGAAGACUUGCGGUGGUUCUUAGGCAAAUUUCUAUGGAUCAAUUGGUCAUGUGUCAUUGA